AUGUCAAAGGAAAAAGAAUGGAACCUCCUUUUCCCCCCUGAGCAAACAGUAAGUUUGGGUCCUCAUACAGAGGCUACACCUUAUCUUAUCCUUCAAAGGGUUGAACAAAAUCAGAUGACUCUUAAAGAGUUAAAUUCCAUAAUCAAAUCCAAUAAUUAUACUAAUGCCUACCUUGUUUGCCUAGGAGAACAAUUUAUUUCUCUAGAAAAGGAACUUUUAUCCAUAAAGGACCUUUUAGACAAACAAAUAGCUCGUCAAAAGAUUAUCAUUGACCUUAUUAAUAAGCCUAAACCUCAAUAA
This is a messenger RNA of Lathyrus sativus (Indian pea), 300 nucleotides long. NCBI's taxonomy places the organism in Eukaryota, Viridiplantae, Streptophyta, Magnoliopsida, Fabales, Fabaceae. The record is from the annotation of a GenBank genome assembly.